AAUAUUUGUUGUUUGCUGCAGUUUGGGAUCUGGACCCAGCCUAUAAAAGAAAUGCCGUUUCUCAGCAACGCUUAUUAUCCCUCGCAAUUUCACUGGGCGAGACCACAGAAUUUCCGGGUGGUGGAGUUCCUGAUAUCAUCGCAGGGCGCGUACCCGGGAACUGGGAUGGGAUUUGGUGCCAUGUCGUUGGGCACUCGCGGGCCAGCUGCUUUCAAAUUCCAGUCAAGGCACGAAGGCGUGGACUGGAGACGGUUUAGCGCCAUUGACGUGGACAGGGUGGCCAGAGAACUGGAUGUUGCCACCCUCCAGGAGAACAUCAUGAGUGUGACCUUUUGCAACCUGGACUCGGAGAGGUGCCAGUGGUGCCAGAACGCCGUGGAUCCGGUCCUGCUGAAGGUUUUCAAACUGGCCCAGCUGAACACGGAGUAUCUGCUCCACUCUCAGGAGCUCUUCACGAGCAGCAUCCAGGCACUGGAGGAGCAGCUGCAGACUGCGAUGGAAGAACUGGAGAAGACCAAGCAGGAGAUGGUCAAACAGGCGGAGGAGCUGAAGGCUGCGAAGGAGGAAGGCAGACGCCGGAAGAAGAUGAUCACGACUCUCCAGCUCCUUGUGCAGGCAGGAGCAAAUAACUAUCACAAGCACAGUACAAAGAGCACCGAGCCAUCGAGUGUUCAAACAGUCUUAGAGGAGGAUGAUGAUGAGGCUCCACCGCCAGCCAUUGCACCACGGCCAGAUUGCACCAAGUCGGAUGUUUAUAUAGAAGUACAAAUCGAUGUAGGAGGUGAGUUGGUAAAGUUGGUGGAAUUUGCAGGUGACCAGGCUGCAAAUGGCCACCACAGUAGAAGAUGA
Messenger RNA from Rhincodon typus (whale shark), 849 nucleotides. Its product is annotated as cilium assembly protein DZIP1L-like. NCBI's taxonomy places the organism in Eukaryota, Metazoa, Chordata, Chondrichthyes, Orectolobiformes, Rhincodontidae. Gene Ontology annotation, cellular component: cytoplasm; ciliary basal body. Gene Ontology annotation, biological process: cilium assembly. The record is from RefSeq and is a predicted model, not a curated record. The transcript is spliced from 4 exons. The coding region runs from base 52 to 849 and encodes 265 amino acids.